Linum tenue is the source of this 771-nucleotide messenger RNA. The record is from the annotation of a GenBank genome assembly. Lineage: Eukaryota; Viridiplantae; Streptophyta; Magnoliopsida; Malpighiales; Linaceae.
AUGGCAAGGUGCCUAAGGCAAAGGAAGAAGGCAAUCAUAGCCGCUGUUUCUAUGUACUUGGACCUCCUGUUCAAUUUUAUGAAACUUGUUAUGCAAUAUUAUGACGCUGUUGAAUCUGAACGUUUGGAAAGCAUAGACCAGGGAACUGCUUGGGAGACACCAAUUGCUAGACAGCUAGCUAGGAAUUCUUUCAUGAGAUGUAUCGUUUCCCACGGUGAUAUAUCUUGCACUAUGCUUGUUAGGAUGAACUGUAGGACAUUUCAGAAACUUUGUAAUCUUCUUAGAGAUGUGGGAGGUCUUAGGUGUAGUUGUUACCUUGAAAUAGAUGAGAUGGUCGUCAUCUUCCUUUACACCAUAACCCAUAACGAAAAGAAUCGUCAGCUCCAAGUUACCUUUCGUCGUUUAGGGGAAACGAUUUGUAGGGUCAUUAAAAUUGUUCUACAUUCGGUUUUGAAACUGCACUCUGUUUUACUACGGAAACCGAAGCCUGUUCUAGAGAAUUCAGAUGAUCCCAAAUGGAAGUACUUCAAGAAUUGUCUUGGCGCACUUGAUGGAACAAUAGUGGAGGUACGUGCUACAAAAGAGAAUCAAGAAAGGUACCGUACUCGCAAGGGAACGAUUGGAAUGAAUGUCCUGGGAGUUGUUGAUCAGAACAUGGAAUUCAUUUACUGCUUGGCGGGCUGGGAAGGGUCUGCUCAUGAUGGGAGGGUUUUGAGCGACGCCCUUAUUAGACCAAAUGGUUUGAAGGUUCCUAGAGGUUUCUAUUCAUGA